Molecule: messenger RNA, 1948 nt
Organism: Heterobasidion irregulare TC 32-1
Lineage: Eukaryota; Fungi; Basidiomycota; Agaricomycetes; Russulales; Bondarzewiaceae
Exons: 13
Coding region: 1-1869 (622 amino acids)
Biological process (GO): fatty acid metabolic process
Molecular function (GO): medium-chain fatty acid-CoA ligase activity
Source: RefSeq, a predicted model, not a curated record
AUGCCCCUAGCUGGAGCCGCCGCCUGCGUCCUAGCUCUUGCCGAAUUUACCUCACACCGCCACCUAACCCUGUCAGCAGUUGAGGGGGCACAGGAGCCUCCACUCGACCAGAGGACAUUGCCUGAGUUUUUUACCAACGAAAUCCUCGCUAACCAUCGCGCACGUCCGGCCCUCAUUUGUUCUCACGAACUUCCCCGACCCCACGGAGGCCCUCUGUCACGGAAUUUAGGCGUAGAAGGUCAUCUAGCUUGGGACUUCGAUGAGUUCGACAUGAACAUUUCCGCUCUCGCUCGAGGACUUGUUGGGUUAGGCGUGAAGAAAGGUGACAGAGUCGCCAUUGUCAUGGGUAACAAUAGCGCGUAUGCAAUGCUCCAGUGGGCGUGUAGCAUCAUUGGUGCUAUUUCGGUAACUGUCAACCCAGCAUACCGCGUCAACGAGCUCAUCGACACCCUCCGACUCGUUGGUGUCAAUCAUGUAUUCCUGGUCCCGCAGAUCCGGAAGUCAUCCUACCUCAGUCUUCUCGCUGAUGCGCUUCCGUCCCUGCGCGACGCUAGUCCCGGUAAUAUCCAGGAGGAACAGCUGCCAGAACUCAAACACAUCGUCGCCGUCGACAACCUGUCAGAUCUCAAGAAAUUUCAAGAAAUCCAGCAAAAUAUCAAGUGCGUAGCAGACUUCCGGGAGGUGCUGAUCUGGGGAGAUGAUGGCAGGGAGUCGCGGGCAGUGGAGGAAAUGACACGGUCCCUCCAUAAGGACGACAUCAUGAACAUGCAGUUCACUAGUGGUACUACUGGUUCACCAAAAGCCGUCUCGCUAACACAUCACAACCUCUUAAACAACGCUCUUUCGAUUGGGGAUGCGAUGCGUCUGACGGAACAUGACGUCGUUUGGAAUCUUGCUGCUUGGGCUUAUGGCUCCUGUAUUGUCUACCCAUCUGAAAUUUUCGACCCUCCGUCGAUUGUCGACGCCCUUGUACAAGAACGGUGUACUGCGCUGCACGGUGUACCCACCCACUUUUACGGCGUACUCGCAGAGGUGGAGCACAGACAGAAAGUGGGCUCUACCUUGGAUCUCAGUCGUCUACGAACAGGUAUUGCAGCGGGAUCGCCUAUCCCAAUCGGGCUCAUGAGGAAGCUGAUUGAAAACCUGAAUCUCCGCGAUCUGACGAUUGCAUACGGGAUGAGUGAGAGCCUCUCCGACGUUCGUCCGACUCCCGUGUCCUUCCAGACUACCAUCGACGAUCCUAUUAUAAAGCGAGUGGAGACUGUCGGCAAGGUUCGGCCUCAUGUCAAGGCCAAGAUCAUUGAUGAGGGUGGCAAUGUCGUACCCAUUGGAACACCAGGAGAGCUUCUCGUCUCUGGUUACCUUGUUCAAAAAGGAUAUUGGAAGGACGAGGAACACACCCGAGCUGUCAUCAAGAGAAAUCCAGAUGACGAUGAGACGCUAUGGAUGCAUACAGGCGACGAGGCUGUCAUGGAUGAACAAGGUUACUUGCGGAUCAUCAGUCGGAUCAAGGAUAUCGUCAUUCGUGGGGGAGAAAACCUAUUCCCUGUCCAAAUAGAGAACGUCCUUUCCGCUCAUCCCUCAAUCAUCGAGGCCGCGAUCGUUGCCGUGCCUGACGUGAAAUAUGGCGAAGUCGUCGGUGCGUGGAUUGUCUCCAAACCCGAUGGGAAUCUCUCUCGUGAGGCCGUUCGCAAGAUAGUAGGGGAAAAGAUUAACCCUCAGAAUGCACCGGCAUGGGUUUGGUUCAUUGGAGAGAGCGGAACACCCGAUGAGCUGCCGAAGACUGCUAGUGGAAAGGUACAGAAGCAUAUCUUGCGGAGUUGGAGUCGCGAUCUAGCAGAGAAGGGCAUUGGUCUCGUCCAGCAAUGAGUGGAGAGGUGGUCAUCUGUUUUACUGAUGUUGCUUCAAUUAUGAUGAAUCUGAAUCCUCGCCUCGUCGGGCUGUAUCC